Molecule: messenger RNA, 5786 nt
Organism: Haliotis rubra (blacklip abalone)
Lineage: Eukaryota; Metazoa; Mollusca; Gastropoda; Lepetellida; Haliotidae
Product: kinesin-II 95 kDa subunit-like
Biological process (GO): microtubule-based movement
Molecular function (GO): microtubule binding; microtubule motor activity; ATP binding
Source: RefSeq, a predicted model, not a curated record
UGAGAGCGCAUGCCAAAUACUUGUGUUUGGUCUGCAUGGAUUUGACAAGAGUCAGCGACGGUGAUGUUUUGACAGUCGGCAUGAACUGAUGAAAAUGCUGCUGAUUUUCAUGUGUUGAGGAUCAUUUGGAAGACAGAUACAUCAAAAAGACAAAAUGAGCAAGUCAAAUAAAGGUGGGGAAUGUGUGAAGGUGGUGGUGAGAUGUCGGCCAAUGAAUGAAAAAGAAACGGCCAGUGGGUUUUCAAGAGUGGUAAAAAUGGAUGUGAACAGAGGCGUGAUAGACAUCAACAAUUCCAAAGGCCCGUCGACAGAGCAACCUAAAACCUUUACAUUUGAUUCCGUGUAUGACUGGAAUUCCAAGCAGAGAGAUCUGUAUGAUGAGACGUUCCAUGACCUGGUGGAGUCGGUCCUGCAGGGGUUCAAUGGUACAAUCUUUGCCUAUGGACAAACUGGAACAGGGAAAACAUUCACAAUGCAAGGUGUCAAGAACGAUCCAGAGUUACGAGGUGUGAUCCCCAACUCUUUUGAACACAUAUUCCAGCAUAUUUCCCGCUCACAGAAUCAACAGUACCUCGUCCGAGCUUCAUAUUUAGAAAUAUAUCAGGAGGAAGUACGGGACUUGUUGUCCAAGGAUCAGUCUAAACGCCUGGAUCUCAAGGAGAGGCCUGAUACUGGUGUUUAUGUUAAGGACCUAUCUUCCUUUGUCACGAAGAGUGUUAAGGAAAUUGAACAUGUGAUGAAUGUUGGGAACCAAAAUAGAUCUGUUGGUGCAACCAAUAUGAAUGAACACAGUUCCCGAUCUCACGCCAUCUUUAUUGUCACUGUUGAAUGCAGUGAGUUGGGAGUUGAUGGCGAGAACCAUAUCCGUGUUGGCAAGUUGAACAUGGUGGAUUUAGCAGGCAGUGAACGUCAGGCCAAGACUGGAGCAACAGGAGAUCGGUUAAAGGAGGCCACCAAAAUCAACCUGUCCCUGUCCGCUCUGGGCAACGUCAUCUCGGCUUUGGUAGAUGGGAAGUGUUCUCAUAUCCCCUACAGAGAUUCCAAGCUGACCAGAUUGUUGCAGGAUUCCCUCGGAGGCAAUGCACGCACUGUAAUGGUGGCCAACAUUGGUCCAGCCAGCUACAACUAUGAUGAAUCUAUCACUACCCUCAGGUAUGCCAACAGGGCAAAGAACAUUAAAAACAUCCCCAAGAUCAACGAAGACCCGAAGGAUGCACUACUGAGGGAGUUUCAGGAGGAGAUUGCCAGAUUGAAGAACCAGCUGGACUCAAAGGGAGGACCAAAGAAGAGAAAGAAAAGGAAAGUGAAAAGAGACAGAAAUGGAGAAAUAAUAGAAGGGAGUGAAGAUGAAGAUGAGGAUGGAGGUGACGAGGAGGACGAUGUGGAGACAUACAUGAAUGCACAACAAGAGAAACUGGAGUCGGAAAAGAAGGCUAUCCUCAACGAUCAGAGCAUCAUGGCAGAGGAGAAAGAGAGAAUACUGCAAGAGAUGAUGGCAAAGGAGGAGAUACUGAAACAAGAGAAGGACCAGACUGACGCCCUCGCUGGCAAGAUCAAGGCUAUGGAGAGCAAGUUGUUGAUGGGAGGGAAGAACAUUGUUGACCACACCAACGAGCAGCAGAGAGCACUGGAGCAGAGGAGACAGGAGAUAGCUGACAGAAAGAAAGUGGAGCGUGAGAUCCAGCAGAAGUUGGAGGAGAAGGAGGAGUCGGCCGAGGAGAUCAAGGGCACUUAUGCCUCCCUGCAGCAAGAGGUCGAUGUCAAGACAAAGAAGCUGAAGAAGCUGUUCGGCAAGCUGCAGCAGACCAAGCAGGAGAUCCAAGACAUGCAAGAGGAACAUGUCAAGGAACGCCAGGAACUGGAACAGACACAGAUGGAACUCACCAGAGAACUCAAACUCAAACUGCUGAUUAUUGAGAACUUCAUCCCACAUGAGGAGAAGAACAAGGUCCUCAACAGAGCUUAUUUUGACGAGGAUGACGACUCGUGGCAUCUGAAACCCAUCACCAACAAGAAUGCCCAGUCAAUGGCAAAACGUCCAGUCUCAGCUCUCGGCAACAGACGACCAGUUUCAGACUUUGCCAAAGUUUCUGCAGCGAUGAAAGGCAACCCACGAUUCAAGGGAGAAAAUAUUCUGGAGAUUGAGAUGGACAUGCCCAACAGGACGACCCGUGACUACGAAGGCCCGACAGUGGCCCCGCGGGUCCAGGCUGCCCUGGAUGCCGCCCUGCAGGACGAGGAUGACCUGGACAUAGAUGGAAGUCCAAGUAUCUUCAGUUCUCGUCCCAAGUCAGGCAAGAGGAGAGAAAAGACUGUUGCAAGACCACGCACAGCCAAGAAGCUUGGCAUCAGUGACCCGAAAUAUCCAACUUCCAGAGGUCUGGUUCCUAAAUGAUGACUUCAGUGCAGAUCAACCAUAACUGUUCUUUCUACAAUUCCAGCUGACAUAUUACCAAUUCCGUUUGUGAGAAUGCCUCUCUGUACCACUUUCAGAAGUAGCAUCAGAACUCCGUAUUCUAGUCUUUGAGUGAGCUGUACACUCUCUACUCUUUCUCCUCCACAAGUCAGCCAUGUGAUUCAUCAUUGUAAGACAGCAUGGUCUUUAUUCUAGCAUUUGCAAUUUAAUCAGCCUAGCUUCUGAAGAUAUUGGUGCAAAAUCAUUACUUUUUAUGCAUUUCCCCUUCCUAGUAGAUCUGUGCCAGUGAUGUAUUUGUAAACAGGACUAUUGUCAUUGACAUACUUAAAUUCUGGAUGUAAUCAUGUAGUUUGAUCUUGUUCUGAGAUGAAACUGUUUCAUGUUUCUAGUUCUUUUGAAAACCCAGUAAAAUGCAGGGAUGGGGCAUUGAGGAACAGAACUUGAACGGGAGAGGUUGAAUCCUCCCAGUGGCACCAAUUAUCUUAUGGUUGAAAGCAGAGCAACAUUUGAAUAGUUCCUGACAUAUCACAAGAACCAAUCAUGGUAGUAAUGGGGUGGUGGGGUAGCCUAGCGGUUAAACCGUCCAGUCGUCACGCCGAAGACCCGGGUUCGAGUCCUACAUGGGUACAAUUUGGGAAGCCUAUUUCUGGUGUUCCCCGCUGUGAUAUUGCUGGAAUAUUGCUAAAAGUGGCGUUACUCGUGGUAGUAUUUGUCUCGAUCAUGUAUGAAGGUGAUAGGAAUACAUGCCGUAACAAAUAGUUAUAGAUAGUUGAAUAUGACUCCAUUUAGACAAUAAUUUCUAUGAAUAUAAUCCAAAUCUGUCAGUCAUGUAUUCAUGGUGGUGAGUUAGCAGGAGAGUCUUAGACAUGGUUUCAAGUUACACUCAUAUCAGCAGUUAGUGAAGCAUCAAUCAGACUACUACAAAACCAACGGGUUAUUUUCAUGUUUUGGGUACAGCCAAGUUUUCUGUGUUACAUUUCAGUGGGUAGAAAUGUUAUGUUUAAAAUAUGUCAUACUUUUGUUUGUAAAUGCCCUGAUAUUUAAUUUUAUAACAUAAAUAGGAUCAGCAAUUAAUGUUUUGUUCAAUGACUGAUGUUACAUUAUGGCUGAACAAACUGUUUGUGACUAAUGUGAUGUGACUAUACGAAAUGGCCAAUGAUGAUAUAUCUGUCAACUUGUUUUAUAAAGUACAAAAGGGAAAAGAAACUCUCAUUUCACAACUCCAAUUCCACAAAACUGUUGACACAGCGCUAAAUGAACAUGGCACUAAUAACAUAAGCUUAUAAGAAAUGAAAAACAUCUUUUUGUCAUUUCUUUCAAGAUCAGUCUAAUUAGUGAAUUGAUUGGAUGCCAUAGUCUUCUUUGUAGACCUGUUGAUUGGAAUGUUUAUUUGCUUAAAGAUAACAGGUGUAACACAAGCAUAAUGUGACCCUACCUCAGUGGAAGUUAGUGUAAAGGUUAGUGAUUCUUCAACAUGUUCUCAAAAUGUCCUACUUUCAGUGUUGCUGAGCUGCUUAGAUAUAAUUGCCAGAAAUAUUUGUUGCAUUCAACCUUGGCUAAAACAUACCCGUUAAUAGUUACAAAAUGUAUAUAGGUCACAGCAACAGAUUGCCCUAUUGUAAAUGGCCUGGGGGGUUAUAUUGUGAGUAUCGUAUAUGAUAUGAACUCCACAAUACCAUGGAUUGGUAAUAUCCAGAGUUGCCUGCACUUGUUGUCAUGGCUACGUGUACAUAUUAGCUCAGGAGUAUCUUGUCAGUGAUGUAAAUUUUGUGGAUAUUUGAUGUACAAUGAUUAUCAGUGUUAAGCACAUUAAAUCUGUGAAGAAUGUUUCUUCAUGGUAAACAGUUAUAAAUUUGCACCAUUCACAAGCAUUAUAAUCAAUGCCUCAGUGCAAAUAUGUGUUUCAUAUUCUAGCUCUCUUUCCACACACUGUUUAAAGGUCUUCACUAGAAUUUUUCAGUGAAACGGUAGUAACAGUUGUGUGUGUUCAAAUCAAAUCCUUCACAAAAUUAGCUAGUUACGUCGCUCAACCUAAUUAAUUUCUCAUUAGUCAUUCCAUUUGUAUGCAAAAUAUUUAUUUUUCAAGCUUUUUUACCAUCACUCAAGAGAUUUCCUUAUUUUAGUAUAUUUAUUUGUCCUACACAAGGCACAUGUUAUCAACGCUGUGCAUAUGUAUGUAAUUCUGUGGAAGGGGGAGAAAUGGAAGGUUAAACCAUUUCAGUAAUAUAUGUGAAAUAAUUACCUAUUUAUAAAAUAUUAUUAAUUGUGUUGAUACAUUCAGGAUAGCUGUCAUGCUGAAUAACAGUAUGUUAUAGACAACUUUACUGACACGUGGAAUAAUAUUCUGUUAUUGACAUUUCGAUUGACACAUGUAUGAAUAACGUUCGGUUAUCGAAAACGUGAUUGACACAUGUACAAAUAACAUUCUGCAUGUACAUUUCACAGUGCUAUGAGUUUUUUGUUGACUAGGUGUUAUGUGAUCAGUGAGUUAUCAUUGAUGUUUUACUUGCACUAUUCACAUUGUCAGUAAACAAUAUUAUUUUCUUUAUCAGGAUUUCUUUAAUAUUCUAAAACACAAAAGCAUACACAUUGUGUUUCUUAAACCACUAGACAGAAGCCCACUUUUCUUGUGGUUAAUGUAUAGUUCAGACAUCCCAAGAUGUUUGUUUGCAUUGCAUAUUCUUUGCGCUGUCAUAAUAUCGUCUUUACCUUGAUGGUUGGUGUUGACAAUGACUAAGUAUUAUUUGCAUUCUUGAGACAUACAUAGUAGACUUGGAUGUAUUGCUGCUAUUAUGUAUUUGAUAGUGUAUUGCUGUGUGUUUUGUUUGUCAAUGUUAUUUUAUGUUUUGAGUGAAUUAAUUUGCGAAGAAAAGAUUUAUUUCACAAGUUGCAAAAAUAUUGAGAUAAUUCGGUUUUCUAGAUAAUUUUUCAUCAGAUGAAUUUUGCAUAAUUUUCUAAAUAACUUUAAUUAUCACCAUGAACUUCUGUAAAAGUCGCUGAAAAUAAAGUCUACAGGUAGAAAUAUUCCACAUCCAAAGAAACCCAUUUAUUAUUUGAGAUUUUUAUUGCACUAUAAAUUAUUUCUUGUAGAGACGAAAUAGAUCUUACCUUUGCUCUUAUAAAUUUUGUUUAGAUGCUUUUGCAUUUCUCUUACUGUUUCAUCUCGGUUUGAUUAUUCCGUCCAUAUGUUUACUGCAUUAUUAUAUGUUUACACUUUUCAUGUGUUACCAAGGUUACUAUUUAUAUAUUAUUUAUGAAUAAAUUUGUAACAAAAUAGUUUAACGUCCACAUGUGAACAUUUUAGGAAUGCCUUUUAUGUGAGCUUCAUAUCUCAGUCUACUGUGAAAAUAAAACAAUAUGAACACUGUGA